GCAGAGCAGGGGCGUGACUCCGGGGGCUCCGCCCCCGCGGCGCCCCAGCCUCGGGGUCUCGGGCUGAGGCAGUGGGACGGAAGUGUGCGAGUCCCACCACUUCCCUUCACUGCUGCGUUGGAGCCGCCGCCGCUACCGUCCGCUCCCCAGCGAGCCGUAGUCUCCGUGCCGUACCCCGAGUGCCCGGCCGCGCGGAGCCGGGAUGCACUGCCCCUGCUGUGGGCCCUCAUCAUGGAGACCAAACGGGUGGAGAUUCCCGGCAGCGUCCUGGACGAUCUCUGCAGCCGAUUUAUUUUGCAUAUUCCCAGCGAGGAAAGAGACAAUGCAAUCCGAGUGUGUUUUCAGAUUGAACUUGCCCAUUGGUUUUACUUGGAUUUCUACAUGCAGAACACACCAGGAUUACCUCAGUGUGGGAUAAGAGACUUUGCAAAAGCUGUCUUCAGUCAUUGUCCAUUUUUGCUGCCCCAAGGUGAAGAUGUGGAAAAAAUUUUGGAUGAAUGGAAGGAAUAUAAAAUGGGAGUACCAACAUAUGGUGCGAUUAUUCUUGAUGAGACACUUGAAAAUGUACUACUGGUUCAGGGGUACCUAGCAAAAUCAGGCUGGGGAUUUCCAAAAGGAAAAGUAAAUAAAGAAGAAGCUCCUCAUGAUUGUGCUGCUAGAGAGGUCUUUGAAGAAACUGGUUUUGAUAUCAAAGAUUAUAUUUGUAAGGAUGAUUACAUUGAACUUCGAAUCAAUGACCAGCUUGCUCGUUUGUACAUCAUUCCAGGAAUUCCAAAAGACACAAAAUUUAACCCAAAAACCAGAAGAGAAAUUCGGAACAUCGAAUGGUUCUCCAUUGAGAAAUUGCCCUGUCAUAGAAAUGAUAUGACCCCAAAAUCCAAACUUGGUUUGGCACCUAACAAAUUUUUUAUGGCCAUUCCCUUCAUCAGACCAUUAAGGGACUGGCUUUCUCGAAGAUUUGGAGAUUCCUCAGACAGUGACAAUGGAUUUUCUUCAACUGGUAGCACUCCAGCUAAACCCACUGUGGAAAAAUUGAGUCGAACCAAAUUCCGCCACAGUCAGCAGUUAUUUCCUGAAGGUUCUCCUGGUGACCAGUGGGUCAAGCACAGGCAGCCACUGCAGCAAAAGCCAUAUAAUAAUCAUUCUGAAAUGACUGACCCUUUAAAAGCAAAGAAUCAAAGUAUGAGGGGAAAUGGCAGAAAACAGUAUCAAGACUCACCUAAUCAAAAGAAAAGAACAAAUGGGGUCCACAGCCAGCCAGCCAAACAGCAGAAUCCCUUGAUGAAAUGUGAAAAAAAACUUCAUCCACGAAAACUUCAGGAUAAUUUUGAAACAGAUGCUGUAUAUGACUUAUCUUGCUCUGGUGAAGAGCAGUUGCUAGAACAUGCUGAGGGACAGUCUGUGGCAUGUAAUGGACAUUGCAAGUUCCCCUUUUCAUCCAGAACCUUUUUGAGUUUCAAAUUUGACCAUACUGCUAUAAUGAAAAUCUUGGACCUUUGAUAUCAGCAAAUGGGUCAUGGAAGCCCCAAGAUCAAAGACCUGUGGCAUUUGAGUGGGUGUCUCUUUGAGCCUUACCUUUCUCAGGUGUUCUAAAGAAAUGCAGGGAGGCAACGUUGUUUUCUGAAGAGAUUGUUCUCUGUGCAGAAGAGAGUAGAAAGAAACAUAAGUUUGCACUGUAGAUGUAGUUAUAAUAACCUUUUAUAUAGAUGUACCUUUUCAGUGUUGGCUUGCGAAUUUUAAGUUGCUUUUUAUGAGAGCCUUUUUUUCUGUGUGAUUGUGGUUUUUAUCUUGUGUUUUGGUCAAGAAAAUAGUGGUUGAGUCACCAAGUAGCCAAGUUAAUGGAUGUGCUGCAUCUAUCCAUUACAGUGAUUGCAAAAAUAGUUUCCUUUCAUUGAAAUUUUUAAAAGAUACUUAAAAUAUACAGUUAUUAAAUGAUUAUAAGAGCUGAAAUGUCACAGAAGUCUAGAUUGCAAGUCAUCUGCUCUGGUGACGUUUUGUGCAUUUCUCUGCUUAUAACCACUUACGUUCUUAAGCCUCUUCUGCUUGGGGUUUCAUUGGAAAGUUUUAUUUAGAGCCAGCAUCUCCUAUGUAUUGUUCAUGUUCAAAACAAACUCGUAGUGCUUCGUUAAAAGACAGUGUCCUCAGCCUGGAGAAGGGACUUGGUUGAGUGGGAAGCUGAUGCACUCCUUGAGGAAUGUGCUGCACCGCCAGGAGCGUGUGAGACGCUGGAGAGGGGAGAAGAGAGUGAGGAGGCCGCACCCAGCAGCUGCUUUGGUCCUGUGUUCACUGUCCUGCCACCAGCCUUUUUGUAUCAUACGAUGAUUUUUUUCUUGUGAAAAUUUUUUCUGUAUUACAGCUGUGUAUAUAUGUAUGGAUUAUGACAUUAGGUUUUACAUUGUCUUUGGGUGUUGAUCUCUGGAAACUGAUGUUAUAUUUGGUUCUAAUUUGCUGUAGUAGCAGAGACUGACACACUGUUAGUGUGCUGGAGCCCCUGGGUGAUGGGGCAGGAAGGCAGGGGUGUGCAAUUUACCCAGGAACAAGUAAAGCAUUUCAUUAGGGAGGAUCAGACCAUGGAAGUAAUACACAUAACUCAGUCCUUGGAAUGUAUUUUGCUCCUUCAGGAUGCUUCGACCCAGAUGAGAAUGGCAGUGCCUAUCUUAAGAAGAACUUCAGCUCUAAUUGAGGACAGUCACCAGGGCUUUAAGGGGGCUUUAGUGUUUCAUUUGGGCUGCUUCUGACCUCAUUGAAGGUAUUUCUUUUGUGGGGGGAGGGGGGUGGUGCAAGCAUAUGCGUGCAUGUGCAACUGUCAUGUGGGUUUUAAAAAUCUUUUUUUACAUGUGGUAUCCACAAAGUAUAUCUCUGCUUGUAAAUUUUAUUGUAGAAGUCUUUAUUCUGUAUAGAUAGCCUAUUUAAUAGGGGUUCUAUUUAAUCCAGCAGGACUUUCAGAAAAAGUGCUAUUGUUAGGAACACUUGGUAUUUCUUUGCUUUAGCUUUUGAACAGCUUGAUUUUAAAGGAGAAAUUCUAUUUAUUAAUAAAAGUGACACCCUCUUGGUGCUAAGCAGGAGAAUUCCCAGUUACAGCAAUGCAUUUAGAAUUAGGUUAUUCACAAUCUGCAUCUUUUAAUGUGACAAGUAUGUGAAUCCUUUUGUGACCUUUUUGAAAAUGCAUUUUAUGAUUGCAUUUGAAAGCUCUUGUUUAUUCUUUCCAGAAAUACAGCUGCUUUGCUUGGGUCUCCUUGAGCCAUAUUUAUAGUUGGUCCCAGCAUUCCAGAUUUCUGUUAAAUUGUUAAAGGGAGUGAAAAUGUAGUUUGCCUGACAGGCAAAUAAUUUUCACUUGUUUACUGUCAUCUGGAAACCAUUUUAUUUUUAGUGAUGUUGUAUGUGGGUUUUUUUCCUUUUUACGUAAGUACUUUGGUCAGUCUUUCUGGUGCCUAGAGUUGGAUUUUUCAACUCUAAAUACUAAAGUAAAAGAGAUUAGAAUUAAUUACCAAAAGUGUGUCUUUAAUGGUGUUGAGCCUUUAAGAACCAACAAAUGAUCUCUUUUCGAUUGUGAGAGUUUAACUAUGGUUAAAUGUUAACUGCUGUAGCGCUGCUUCAGUUAAUGCACUGUAGGACAAAGUAAGGGUAUUGUUGAGAUGGGAUUUUGGUAACUUGAGGCUUUUAGCGCUCUACAGUUUGAGAUAAAAGAUGUUCAAAGAUGUGUUAAAGUUAAUGUGUGUGGUAUGACUUAACUAUGCAGAAAAUGUAUAAGUUGGAUGUACCUGUUUUUUAUGUACAUCUGCUAUACUUACUUCCCCCUUGAACCUGUGUAUUAGUUUCUCAGUGUUCAGGUUACCUUAGGGAAGGCCAUGCUCAGCACAGAACUAGAUUUCUCUCUUGAGAAAUUACCCUGGUUUGAAGAAAUCAAGUGCUAAAUGAGUGCUGAAUAUGCAAUGAUUUCUGUGUGUUGUGUUUUAAAAGCUAGACAAGAAGAGUAGUUGUGUUGGCUUCAUUAUGUUUUACGUCUGAAAGAAAUAGGUCUUUGAAUCCACUUUUUAAAUAUUCUUAUGUUCCAACCUUAUAUGUUCCAAGGUUCAGUGCACUGUGAAUCUCUUAUUUUUAAAAAUUUUGUAGGUGCUUUUAUGUAUAACUAUAAUGAUUUGUAAGAUGUUAAAUGAAUUGUUUUUGUACUUAACCAUCGUAAUCCAAAAUAUUAGGGAUAUGGUUUACAUGCUUUCACAAGUUUUUGUUAAAUAGCAUAUGAAUGGUUUUAGGAUUUCAAAUAGUGCCACUUUCCUGAGAUGUGAGCAUUUGGAGAAGUCUGAGGACCUAAUAGAACUCUCUUAGCAAGGGUGAAAUUUGAAGAUGUUUGAAAAUGAAGUUGAAUUUUAAUGUAAUGUAUAAAAGAAGGUCUCCUAUGCUGUCAAAGGAAUUGUGUUCACUGCUUGCUGCUUUGAACUGUGGAUAUCUUUAUUUUUCUAUUAAAUAUCAGUAAGUACAGAUAAUGAAGAUGCAUAGCAAAUUCAGCAGAAUUAAUAUUAUGCUAUAAGAUUGGAUUAGUACUUUGUCCUUUUAAGGCUUUAGUAGUUUAUGUGUAAUAUCAAAUAAAAAACUCAAAUCCAAGUGAAUAGUAUCCUUCCACAGGGAUUAAAUUCUUCUGUAAACUCAUAUUAUGGUCUUUAGGAAAGUUCAUGUCUGACUGCAUGUGUGCAUGACAAACAUUUCAUUACCUAGUCUCUCAUUUAUCUUUUCUGUUGUUAAAACAGUAAGAAGUAGAAUCAAUAUAAAAAUUAGAACUUCUGCCAAGUAAUUUUUUUCUUAGUAUAAUAAUAUCUCUUAGCAUUUUAAUCUUGAUUUUUGUACAAGUGGACCUCUCCUGGCCUACUCAGAGAUUUUGUUUUGAUGGACAUCUAUUGUAUCUCUGUAUUUUCUGAGGUAUUUUCUUUUCAUAUUAAUUAUAUAUACAAGGUCAGAUUCAUUACAUUUGAAGAAAAUAAGUGUUAUCUAGUAAUUUUUACUUGGAUUGUUUUCUAGCCUGGGGAAGGCUCAUAUGUAUUGUGAUUUUAGCUUAUGAUAAACAAGACAAGCUUAUUUUGUCUGAAGGCAUUAAUAUUCUUUAAGUACCUGUCUCUAGGUGAACAGGUAUCAUAGUAAAACAGCAGUUUUGUUAGACCUUAUCCCUUAUAGCUUGGUAAAGCCUAGCCAAAGUUCCUUAUUUUGUAUUCUUUCCUAAGACUUUGAAGUGCAUUUGUAUAGUUGCCAAAAAUUCUAAAAAUGAGAUUAUGAUGGGUUUCUCAGCAUCUUUUCUUCCUAGAAUUGAGUUGCUCUUGAAGUUUGUACUCCUGUGCCAUAUAGAUGGCAGUGUGCUCUGUCUCAUGCUUUCAAAGUAGAGUUCUAGAUUGCAGUUUCAAAAAAUGUGAUAGGUAUUAUAGAACAAAUUGCCCUGAAGGGAGAAGAUAACUAGUUGCUGGUCACAGAAGAGUGGAAGGAAGAAAUCUUAGGAGAUAAAUCAGCUUUUGAGUGCCAUGUGAUGUACAAAGAUAGAAAUGUGACUGUUGCCUAGCCCAAGCAGAGUCUAAUACAUGUAGCUGUUACCAAGUGUUUUCUAGCUCAGAUAUAGUUAAUUUUUUUCUGACUAUGGCUGCCAAGCAAUUCCAUAAACCUAUGGUAAUUUUUUCCAUUUUAAAGACCAGUGUUUGGGAGUCUGAUCCUUCCUGUACUGGUACUUCACAAGUGCAGCCACACUCAAGUGUUCUGCUGUCUUAGGAACAUAAUCCCCAAUAUAGCCAUAGUUAAGGUAUGUCAUAGUCACUUCAUGUGUUGGUUACACAUUUGUCCUGGGUGGUGAUCCAUUCCUUUUCAUCUGGCUUUCUUGUGACAAAUGGCAUUUACUGUUGGAAUAUUAGUCUAUAGUAGGGAAAGAGUAAAGCUACCUCUCAUACAUGGGACUUGAAUGGUUGGCUUCCACCAACUUUAGUAGCUUAGACUUUAACCUAAAGUACAAAGAAGUGUAAAUAAAAACUAUGAUAAAGUUUGGAAGUCAUACCUUGAGAAAUUGAAUCUUUAAUCUGGGUCCCCAGAUGAAUGAAAUCAGCAGUGAAGAGAUUCCUUUUGUCUUUUGUCUUCUGGGGUUAGCAGAUGGGAAAGUCUGGCUACGGGCAGCUUGAAAGCACCAUGUAAAAGGAAUUAACCUUGACGAGAUACUUGGUGGUAGCUUUGUAGGGUUAAUGGGUGCUCUGGGGAAAGGGGUUAAAUGCAAAAAUCUUUUGCUUUUCAAGAUAACUUGGUCCCACAUGGAUCCUCCUCUUUUUAGUAGAGUUUAGUUUUUUAGUCCAGUGGAAGAAAAAGGCCAUAAACAUAUAUUUGAUACUUUUUUGGUGGGAGGGCUCUAGCAGGUGGUUGGGUGGUGUCUUGGCUAUUGGCAUCUAUCUGUUGAGUGCCAUUUGAAGAACGAGGACCUGUUGAUUUUUUAUCUUUCUCCUCUGUGGUGUGACUGGCCUGGGAGAGGCCAUUGAGUUUGUCUCUCUCAGUUUCCUCCCUGCUCUACCCCGAUGCCUACCCCAAUCCUGUCCCUUCUGUAGAAUUUUUUUUUCUUUUUCAUUUGUGCUACAUCCCUUCAGUGAAUCUGGUAGUCACCAUAUGAGGACUUGGGUAGUUUGUAAGCUGUGAUCACAUCUUGGCUCCUAGAGAUGAUCUCACUUUGACACUUGAGCCACAGAUAGAAGGGCUCUGGACACCACUGUUUUGAGGCUCUCAGUGCAUGUAGCUGUCAAAUUAGUUUAGAACAAAGAAAACUGUGUGGUUCUAGGGUGAAAUAGGCAGUGUUCUGCUGGUCCUCCGUCUUUGAGAGGUCUUAGUUAAUCUUUUUAUUCAUUGAAUCUGAGGUUCCAAAACAAUCUAUAGCUACAAACUGGUGUUAAGAAAGGUUUUUGGUCACAAAUCUACCUUGUCAUUUAAAGUUAUUUCUCAAGCUUUCAGAAAUUAGUUCUUUAUACAACAGUAUCUGGCCUUUUUCAAGCCUUUGUGAUACGUGGAAUAGACUGGAUGGCAGCAAACAAAAGCAAAGGCUCUCAACUGCGAGUGAAAUUUAGAAUGGUAGUUCCUGUUCUGCAGCACGUGAUUGGUGAGAUGUGUUAGUAUAUCUGAUGAAUGAGCAGCGGUGGCCUCCAACUCUUACGCCGUACGUGCGAAAAAGCACAAACAACAUAUCUGCAAGGAUUUCUUUGUGCGUUUCACUGCUGUCCUUUUAGGUUUGUGUUUGGAUCUUGCACAAGUACCUUUUAAUAUCAAAUGCAAGUGUCCGAAAACCGAAUCUUUAAUUUUACUUUGUUGGUCAUAUUUCACUUCAAAGUUAGGACAGGAAAAGGCUAAGCUGACUUUCAUUUCAUGAUUACAAACUGUUUUUCUUCAGUAACAAUUAGGGAAGGAAAAUAUAACCAUGAACUAUUUUGCAUAUAUAUAUUUGUAUGUAUGUGUGUGUGUGCACACACAUAUAUUUUCUUGUUUUUGAAGUUUAUUAGCUUAAUACCUUACAAAAACUGCCUUUGGUAAGUAUUACCUCAUACAAUUCAGAUUUUAAAUUUUACCUGUUCACUUUAGUGAAAAUUUAAAACAAUCUUAUUUCAGAAUAAAGGGAUUAAUAAAGUGGAAUUAUAGCCGAUGUAUUAGCUAACUCAAGCAAAAUCUUAGGUAAGACUGUCUUUCUUUUACCCAGAGUAAGGGCAGACGGUUUAGUUAAGAAAGGAGUAAGAAUUGAUUUUUUUAUACCCUGCCUAUUUCCAAAACAAGAUUUGAAAUAUCUCUUAUGCCAUGGAGACUAGGUAAUGUUCAUGGAAGAUACGUAUUCUUAAAAGUUUUCUUGUGAGUAGGUUUGUCUGAAAAAGGUGACAAUAUUUAUGCUGAGUCAUGCUGUUUUGUCUGGGAUCUAUAAAAAGGUAGAAAAAAAUUAAUGAAAUGGUUCUACCAAAUAUACUCAGUUGAGAAAACUGGACUUUAGAGUAAAUGUGGUAACUAUGUAUAUUUGUAAACUUUAUUCAGUAGUAAUCGUUUUUUUCUUAAUGUGAAAUGAUUUAACAUUUAAUUUUUGCCGUAGUUACAGCAGUGUAUUAUUACUUUACCUUCUAGGACAUUUUAAUGUUUGGAGAAAGACUGUAUAAAGUAAAACCAUGGAGUAAUUCUGCCUGAGGUAGUAAUGAAGUUCUCGGUGCAUGUUUUGGUUGUCAGCAUCGAGGGAGAGCAGUAAAGGGGCCUCAGGAUACCUGUCAGGUUCAUUCACCUUGUAGUUAGAAGCACUGAUAACCUUUAGAGCAGAUUUACUGUGUGUCUGAAUUUAUUACAUUCUGGCUGAACAGUAGCAUUGUCUCUGUUCCUCAGUGUUAAUUAAAAGAUAAGGACUGAUUUUCAGUUAUAUUGGGCAUGACUAUCAUAAAGGUUUCUGAGUGACUGUUUAUGAAUUGGGAGCUUGCAGUAUUACAGUGCCUAGAACUAGAAAUGACAGCUGUACUCUCCACGGAGAAAAUGAACAAAGUCCUAUGUCUGAACAGUUUUUAUGCUCCUUUAGAUAGCUUUUUGAUGUAAAUAACAACAGUUUAAGAACCUUUUAUUUUACAAAAUACAGUUGAAUGAUGGGCGGUUCCGUUGAUAUUUUAAAACAUCUCUACAAUUGAGUGAAUAUUGGCUUUCUGUAAAAAUAUUACCAUGUUAAAUUUAGACUGUAGUGCAAUAUCAAUAAAUUUUGCUGUUUGGGCAGUUUUAAUUACUACCGUAA
Messenger RNA from Manis javanica (Malayan pangolin), 8746 nucleotides. It is a transcript of the gene DCP2, whose product is annotated as decapping mRNA 2. Gene Ontology annotation, molecular function: manganese ion binding; 5'-(N(7)-methylguanosine 5'-triphospho)-[mRNA] hydrolase activity; RNA binding. NCBI's taxonomy places the organism in Eukaryota, Metazoa, Chordata, Mammalia, Pholidota, Manidae. Gene Ontology annotation, cellular component: P-body; cytoplasm. The record is from RefSeq and is a predicted model, not a curated record. Gene Ontology annotation, biological process: nuclear-transcribed mRNA catabolic process, nonsense-mediated decay; deadenylation-dependent decapping of nuclear-transcribed mRNA.